CAGCGAAGAAAAGAAAAAGCGUAGCAUUUAAAACUAGUGAUGUAGCUCUCAUUCUCUGUGUUGAAAUAUGGAGAAGACUGAUGAUCUGGUUUUUCCAUUUUGCUGCGACGAAACCAAAUAUGAGAAACUGGCUAAAAUCGGCCAGGGAACAUUCGGAGAGGUGUUCAAGGCCAGGGACAGAAAAACAAAGCGCAUAGUCGCGAUGAAGAAAGUACUGAUGGAGAACGAGAAAGAAGGAUUUCCGAUAACUGCAAUUCGGGAAAUAAAGAUACUGCAACUGUUGAAGAACGAAAAUGUUGUGGAACUCAUUGAGAUCUGUCGAACGAAAGCUUCGUCAUUCAACAGAUGCAAGAGUACAUUUUACCUAGUGUUCGAGUUCUGCGAACACGACCUAGCCGGACUGCUCAGCAACGCCGCUGUGAAGUUCACCUUGGGCGAGGUGAAGAAGGUCAUCCAGCAGCUGCUGAACGGCCUGUACUUCAUCCACGCCAACAAGAUCCUGCACCGCGACAUGAAAGCGGCCAACAUCCUCAUCACCAAGACUGGGAUCCUCAAACUGGCCGACUUCGGCCUUGCGAGGGCGUUCAGCUCCACCACUCGCGGCCAGCCGAAUCGCUUCACGAACCGCGUGGUCACGCUGUGGUACCGAGCCCCGGAGCUGUUGCUAGGGGAACGGAACUACACGCCGGCCAUCGACGUGUGGGGUGCUGGGUGCAUCAUGGCCGAGAUGUGGACUAGGAGUCCCAUCAUGCAGGGCAACACGGAGCAGCACCAGCUCCUGCUGAUCACCCAGGUCUGCGGAUCCAUAUCGCCCGACGCCUGGCACGGAGUCGAGAAGCUGGAACUGUACGGCAAGCUGGAGCUGCCGAAAGGACAGAGGCGGAAGGUGAAGGAGCGACUGAGGGCGUAUGUCGUGGACCAGUCCGCGCUCGAUCUCCUCGACAAGCUCAUGACACUGGACCCAGCCAAGCGCAUCGACUCCGACUCGGCGCUCAAUCACGACUUCUUCUGGACUGACCCCAUGCCGACGGACUUGACGUCGAUGCUGUCGCGUCACACGACGUCCAUGUUCGAGUAUCUGGCUCCGCCCAGGAGGCGUGGUUACGCGCCGCAACAACUGCAGAUGCAGCAGAAGGCGAUGGCGACGCAGCAUUUUGAACGAAUAUUUUGAUAGUUAGAAUAUUUUGAUAUAGUUCGAAUACUUUGAUAUGGUUCCCACCAGUCCUUGAUGUCAAUGCUGUGAUUUCAGUUUGUUUUGGAGCAUUUUUAUUGAAGUGAUUGUUAAGUUAUGUUAAUCUCCAUUAUUUACUUAUUUUAUAAAAACACCGAUAAAUGUCAAUGCAUAUAGAAAGUUACAUAAUUUAUUGCUAGAUAUAAUGUUCGUUAUGUUGAAGAUGUAUGUUGAUCUUCCUUCUUUAUUCAAUUUAAAUUUGCUCAAGAAGUCGGUUUGUUAACUAUUUAUUUGUUUUUGUUAUUAAAGUAAAUAAAUAUACUGA
This is a messenger RNA of Gigantopelta aegis, 1496 nucleotides long. Its product is annotated as cyclin-dependent kinase 9-like. The coding region runs from base 68 to 1171 and encodes 367 amino acids. Gene Ontology annotation, molecular function: cyclin-dependent protein serine/threonine kinase activity; ATP binding. Gene Ontology annotation, cellular component: nucleus. The record is from RefSeq and is a predicted model, not a curated record. Lineage: Eukaryota; Metazoa; Mollusca; Gastropoda; Neomphalida; Peltospiridae. Gene Ontology annotation, biological process: protein phosphorylation. The transcript has 4 exons.